This is a messenger RNA of Lathyrus sativus (Indian pea), 744 nucleotides long. NCBI's taxonomy places the organism in Eukaryota, Viridiplantae, Streptophyta, Magnoliopsida, Fabales, Fabaceae. The record is from the annotation of a GenBank genome assembly.
AUGGCCUUAAAUCAGUAUUUUGCUGAGGGUGUGAACCAAAUUGAUUCCUUGGAAGGUAAAUCAUCUCAGGAAAUGUGGAAAUGUUCUGGUGCUGACGCAAUUUCAGGUUCUAGCGGCUUUGACUGCAACAUUUGUCUGGAGUGUGUGCAAGAUCCUGUGGUCACUCUUUGUGGCCAUCUCUACUGCUGGCCCUGCAUUUACAAAUGGCUUAAUUUCCAUGGCCAAGCUCAAGAGAAGCAGAAGGAAAAGCCGCAGUGUCCAGUAUGCAAAUCAGAAAUUUCCAAAUCAUCACUUGUUCCGCUCUACGGUCGCGGACAAACCUCACCGCCUUCCAAAGACAAUGCUCAGCAAGUAAGGAGUGUCAUACCACCGAGACCACCCAGUCCUUCAUGGAUGACUAACUUACCAAGAUCACUUGAUGCUGGAACUGUUUCACAACACACUUCUCAAGUUUAUCAUCCUCAUUAUCAUAAUCAUGCUCAACGGAACACUUCACCAAUGCUUAACACAGGUGGUUCACUGACCAAUCCAUUGGAUACAAGCUAUGGUGUCUUUGGUGAGAUGAUAUAUGCAAGGAUCUUUGGAAACCAAGUGACAGACGUUUAUACAUACCCGAAUUCAUACAAUCUAUCGGGGAUCAGUAAUCCUAGGAUCAGAAGACAUUUGAGGCGAGCUGAUAAGUCACUCAGUAGAAUCUGUUUCUUCCUCCUCUGUUGCACAGUUUUGUUUCUUCUCUUAUUUUGA